UGUUAGAGCAGUGCUGGUGGUGUUAGAGCGGUGGUGGUGGGUGGUGGGUGUCAGUGGUGGUGGUGCGGUUGUUGGUUAGCUCUGCCCGGUAUUGUUGGGGUCAGCCUCGUCUCGCUACUGGUGGCAGUGGUGACGUUCCGCCUGGACAUGUCCACGAACAUGGAGGAGCUCAAGCACCAGCUCAUGGUCAACCAGUUCGUGCUCACGGCCGGCUGCGCGGCAGAGCAGGCCACGCAGCUGCUGCAGGCGGCGCGCUGGCAGUUCGAGACGGCGCUCAGCAUGUUUUUCCAGGAGGCGAAUGUGCCCAACGCCUUCCACGCUCACCAGAUGAUGUGCACGCCCACCAACACGCCGGCGACGCCGCCCAACUUCCCCGACGCGCUGGCCAUGUUCUCGCGCCUCAAGGCCUCCGAGGGCCUUCAGGCGGGCAGCCCUGGGUCGGCGGCGGCCGCCUCCCCGCCGACGGCGGCGGGCGCGUGCGGCGCCGCCCCCGCCGUGCCUUGGGCCACCGCGGCUUCGCUCGCGCCCGGCGCCCGGCGCUCCAGCAGCGACAACGGCUGCUGCCCCGCGCAGCCGCAGAUGCCGCCGACCGGAGCCACGCAGCACCCUUACCACCGGCACCGCAGCCGCCGCCACCACCAGGCGAAGAUCAACAGCUCCGUGGAGGCGGAGAGAUGAAGACGGUCGCGAGGGUUGCACCGUUAACAGCGGCGCGGGUCACGGGUUGCCGUUAACAGCUUUAACUUUUGCGCGCGCGGUAAAAUGGUGAUGCCGCGGCCGUGCAGCAUCGACUCUUGUUUUUGUAAAGAAUUGGGGGCAAGAAAUUGCACAGCGUAUGGGUAGUGUUGUUGAGAACACUAAAAUCAUGCUGCCAUAAACUCUCUCGGUAAAUGAGUGUUUUUUUUUUGUAUUGAGCCUUUCUGAGCGUAAUAUUAUUUUCCACGUACUUGGCAAGGGGUAGGGGGGGGGGUAUUCAUGUUUAAGAAAGGUAAAGCAGGUAGCUCAGGGGUCGGCAACCUACGGCUCCGGAGCCGCAUGCGGCUCUUUACGGGCUGCUUCUUGACGAUAUGUACGUAUGUACAGUAUGUACUCAGAUGCAUUGCGGCUCUUGAAAUAUUGAAUUUUGUACCGAAUUGGAAAGAAAUGGCUCUUCUUGUUAUUUUGGUUGCCGACCCCUGAGGUAGCUUUAUCCCGAGCACCCGGCGUUUUGAACGUUGCUCGUUGAGGCAGAAAGCAGUACGAAGACUUUUUCACGAACAUAACUCGAGGGGGGGGGGGGGGGGUUGCCCUCGAGUCCACACCUUUUUUCGAUUUCUAUAUAAGACUCUGCAGACCGCUGUGGAUAUUUUUGCAAUGUCUUGCUGUUAAUGAAGAUUUUGAUGCAUUAUAUAUAUAUGCCUGUUCAGUGCCCUGAAGGUGCCAAUGUGGCAAGCUUGCAGAGGGAACCGAUGGGCUUGCUUUGCAUCAUGUUAAACAUGGUUAUCUAUAUCGUGCAAGGUCACAAUGUGGAGUCUUUUUUUGUUUGUGUGGUAUUUUAUUUUAUAAUUAGCCUGGAUUUGAUGACAUAGUGAAGCCCUCUGAUGAUCGAUAUCUGGUGGUAAGGAGGAUUAUUUUAAUAUUUUAAUGUCAUCCUCAUUUCGUACCACAACAACUUCUUGUCGAUUAUUGAAUAUUCUACUAACACUAGGAAAAGUGUUUUCUGUAGAUUCAAGUGCGGCAGUAAUUCCACUCUGUCCACCCCAGCAUGCGUCGACGAUGGCUGUAUGUGUGUGCGUAAUCACCGUUACGUGUGCCGAGAGUUGAGUCACUACUAUUUUGUACAUUGCCUCUAAAACUGUGAUGUCUGUGAUACUGUUUUUUUUUCUUUCCAUCAGAGUACCAAUCCAGAUAGAGAAUGUCUGCUGUACUAAAUCCCUGGAUACAAUUUGCAUUGCGGAUUUCUGCUCCGAUGGAAAUAAUUUGCACAAACUCAAAAGGGAUUGUUUUCGCCUCGCGCUGUGCAACUGUAAUCCCUGAGUGAUAUCGGUUCUGAAAAUAUUGUUUUGUACCCACAACAUUUGUGGAUAAACGUUUUUGCCAGGUCUUUUUUGUUAGUAAUUGUAUACGUGUCAUUUGUAGUUGUAUGCAUCAACAAAUGUUGUUUUCUCUAUUAAACUGAAUUUUUUUUUAAAUUCGGUUACAGUACUUAUACAAAAAAAAUAAAAGAUCAUGCACCUGAAAUGACAAACCCCUGCUGUGUGCACAAUAAAGGAUGUGAAGUGG
This is a messenger RNA of Lethenteron reissneri (Far Eastern brook lamprey), 2262 nucleotides long. RefSeq names its product UBA like domain containing 1 (gene UBALD1). Gene Ontology annotation, molecular function: protein binding. NCBI's taxonomy places the organism in Eukaryota, Metazoa, Chordata, Hyperoartia, Petromyzontiformes, Petromyzontidae. The record is from RefSeq and is a predicted model, not a curated record.